CUAGGUGAUGCUGCCACACACACACACACACACACACACACACUGCAAAGACAACCCACUAGAGCGAGCGAGAGGGAGAGACAGAGAGAGAAAGAGAGAGGGAAGAGGAGGCAGGCCAGGCUGUUUUCGCAUCCUCUAGAUGUGGAUUGUACCUUGUUUUCACCAUGGCACCAUCACGGCACCGGUAGCAGGGGCUGCUGGGAGAUCAGAUGCGCGGCUUCGAGCAUCAUCUCUCUGAGAUGGCCGUGCACGCGUGCAGCUGGAGGCAGAAAUGCAUCGGGCUCUCUCAGGCGAACGGCAGCCUGCAGUGGGAGGCUGACUGAGAGCGCGCGCGCGCGUGCGUGCGUUCACACAGCCCCACAAAGCCUCUUCCCAGCUGGAGAGGCUGCUAAAUUCAUCACCGCACAACGGCAAGGUCUCUGCUGUAGUAUCUGACAAUGUUUCGCAAAAAGAAGAAGAAGAGGCCAGAGAUUUCGGCACCGAAGAACUUUGAGCAUCGUGUUCAUACGUCUUUUGACGCCAAGCGAGGGGUCUUCGUCGGCCUUCCGACACAAUGGCAGAGUUUAAUAGAAAACCUCCGGAGACCCAAACCAAUGGUGGACCCUUCCAGGAUAACACCAGUGGAGCUCAAACCAAAGAAGACCAUCGUGCGAGGCAGUAUGAUCGGCCAUGGAGACUACAUCUCAGCCAUGCUGUCCGACAUGAGCCGGCUGUCCGUCACCAGCUCCAACUCCCUGCGCAAGAGCAGCCCGUCGGCACGCAAGAGAGCGCAGUCGCUCGGCCGCCUGGGGGAAGUGAACGAGGCCGACGCCUAUCAGUACGAAGGACUCGAUGAAGCCGAACCACACUGGGGUGACAGGUCACGAAACAUCCACAGCGAGAGCGGCACGCCGUACAUGGGCCUGAAGAAGAGCAUUACACUCCAGCCCAACGGCGUCCUGCCCAGGGCCAAAUCCACCUAUGAGGUCAGCAUGAGCUCUCUGGAGGGGCCUCCACCCCCUCCGGCCCUUCCGGCCCCUCCGCCGCCCCCCAUCCCCGUCCCAGAGCCGCCCAGAUCCAUGUAUCUGGGUGGAGAUGUGGGGAGCCCCACCGAGAGGCUCAUGAUGAGACGAGAGUUUCCCAUCGUGUUCGCACACAACCAGAGGCCCAUCACCUGUUUCUACAGCCCCACGAUGCCCAUGCAGCAUCCGCACGGAGACAGUCUCACUCCGGACAUGAGGACGGCCAACAGACUGCUGGUCCAUCCGCAAAACAGCCCAGGGAGACCAUUCUCCUCAUAUGACCUGAAGGCCGACGCAGCCAUGAGACACCAGCCGGGAUAUUUGCACAGCGGCACCAGCAGUCCUCUCAUGAGCGGCACAAGGCCACACAAAACCGUCCGUUCCUCCUCCAGCUACACGAUCGGACUCUCACCCAACAUCAGUUAUCGGCCCACCGGUCCAGACCCCUUUAUGAGACACUCGGGCUGCCCGAACCCAGGACUCUACCCUAGACAGGACAGUCCGUCCCAGCCCCGGCCGUCCCCCACCGGCUCUCUGGCCAACAGCCCUCCGGGAACCUGCUCGCCUGCAUUCAGACCCCCACUGUACCCCUCGCCGCGCCCGCCGCCCGACCCCCCGAAAGUCACCCACGAGCAGUUCAAGGCUGCCCUGCAGAUGGUGGUGGAUAAAGGAGACCCACGCUCAUAUCUGGAGAACUUUGUGAAGAUCGGAGAGGGAUCGACGGGUGUGGUGUGCAUCGCCCGCGAGAAACACAGUGGACGCGUGGUGGCCGUUAAGAUGAUGGACCUCAGGAGACAACAGCGCAGAGAGCUGCUCUUCAACGAGGUGGUGAUUAUGAGAGAUUACCAGCACAGGAACGUGGUGGAGAUGUUCAAGAGCGCUCUGGUGGAGGAGGAACUCUGGGUAAUCAUGGAGUAUCUGCAGGGAGGAGCUUUAACAAACAUUGUGUCUGAAACCAGGCUGAGCGAGGAGCAGAUCGCCACGGUGUGUGAGGCCGUGCUGCAGGCGCUCGCGUAUCUCCACUCACAAGGCGUCAUCCACAGAGACAUCAAGAGCGACUCCAUCCUGCUCUCGCUGGACGGCCGCAUCAAGCUGUCAGACUUUGGAUUUUGCGCUCAGAUCAGUAAAGAUAUCCCUAAGAGGAAGUCUUUGGUGGGCACGCCGUAUUGGAUGGCUCCUGAGGUCAUCUCUAAGUCUCCGUAUGGAACUGAGGUGGAUGUUUGGUCUCUGGGCAUCAUGGUGGUGGAGAUGGUGGAUGGGGAACCUCCGUAUUUCAGUGAAACUCCUGUGGCUGCGAUGAAGCGGCUGAGAGACGAGCCGGCGCCCAGCGUACGCAACGUUCAUCAGGUGUCCCCGGUGCUUAAGGACUUUCUGGACCGCAUGCUGACGCGAGACCCGCUGGAGCGAGCGAGCGCCACCGACCUCCUGGAGCAUCCCUUCCUCCUGCAGGCCAGCUCUCCGCAGUGCCUGGUGCCCCUAGUGGAGCAGUACCGCAAGCGCAUGUCCCGCUGCUGAAGUCCCCGCCAUCCACCCGGCGCCUACGGAAUGAAAAAGAACCAGAAAAGCAGUGGCUUUUCCGGCCUGCCAGAGUGGAAAGCACCCAGAGCAACCGGGACUGAGAGGGCUGUUUUAGGAGAUAUGAACUCACACAGCCAUUUUCUUCCACCCGAGGACGUACGAUUGGUGCUUAAAAGGCAGUGAAUUAGAGCAGAAGUGCGUCUGACUGAAAACGCCACUGGGUUUUAUUGUGUUUUUUGUGAAGCUGCUCAUUUUCAGUGUUAUCUGCGGCCACAGAAACCUGGAACUACUGAAUUUGUACACAUCCAUCACGCUUGUGUUCGUUUAUCAGAUAUUUUGGCUAAAUUUAUACUGUUUCGAUAUAAUGAUUUUGCUCUCACUGUUGGUUUUUACAGCUGUAUUAAACAGUGUUAACACGGAUCCAUUUGUUAACAUUAGUUAACUAACACUGAAAAAUACUUUCAAAGCAUUUAUUAAUGUUAAUUUCAACAUUUACUAAUAUAUUAUUAUUAUUAUUAUAAACCAAAAGUUGUGUCUGUUGAUAAAGUUUAAUGGACCUGAACUAACAUGAACUAACAGUUGUGUUUUUAUUAACUACACAGUAAAAUCCCCAGAGUUAAAUCAACUCUGCUCAGAGUACAUAUGGUCCCUCUCUAAAC
This is a messenger RNA of Megalobrama amblycephala (Wuchang bream), 3178 nucleotides long. RefSeq names its product serine/threonine-protein kinase PAK 6. Gene Ontology annotation, biological process: intracellular signal transduction; protein phosphorylation; regulation of MAPK cascade. Gene Ontology annotation, molecular function: protein serine/threonine kinase activity; ATP binding. The transcript has 9 exons. Bases 438 to 2516 code for a protein of 692 amino acids. Lineage: Eukaryota; Metazoa; Chordata; Actinopteri; Cypriniformes; Xenocyprididae. Gene Ontology annotation, cellular component: cytoplasm. The record is from RefSeq and is a predicted model, not a curated record.